AUGGAUGAUGGUGGUGGUGGUGAUUUGGUCCGCGGCGGGUUCCAGCCGCGCCUUCCGACUUCGCUGCCGCCCCCAGGACAGCAGCAGCAGCCGUCGCCGCUACCACGCCGACAGCCCGUCCCGUUGAUGCCUCCCGCGCAGCUUCAUCCGGGAGCGCCCCAGGUGGUCGCUCCGGCGCCUGCGGUCCCUCUUCAGUCGCCACCGCCUUCGGAGCUGAUGGACGUCGACCCCUCAGCCGGGCCGCCUUCCCAAGCGGUGGCUGUGCAGCCUGUCCUGCAGCCGCUUUCCUUGGGCACCACCGCAGCGCCUUGUCCGGCGCCCACUCAGCAGCCGUCGACGCAGCGUCAGGAGACGCUGCCUCUCUUCGUGGGUCCCGACGCCCCGUCGCGUCCAGUACCAGAAGCUGCGCCCGUGGUCACAGGCGUGCACCCUGACCUCGGUUUUCAGUCGGUGUUUCCCGAGGCCCCGCGCAGCCAAUGCUGGGUACGAAGCUCUCCCCACCGAGAGCAGCAGCAGCAGCAGUAG
Messenger RNA from Schistocerca nitens (vagrant locust), 525 nucleotides. RefSeq lists its product as uncharacterized. The coding region runs from base 1 to 525 and encodes 174 amino acids. The record is from RefSeq and is a predicted model, not a curated record. The transcript is spliced from 3 exons. Lineage: Eukaryota; Metazoa; Arthropoda; Insecta; Orthoptera; Acrididae.